Messenger RNA from Parus major (Great Tit), 4008 nucleotides. RefSeq lists its product as uncharacterized. Gene Ontology annotation, molecular function: nucleic acid binding; zinc ion binding. The coding region runs from base 9 to 2360 and encodes 783 amino acids. Gene Ontology annotation, biological process: viral process. The record is from RefSeq and is a predicted model, not a curated record. NCBI's taxonomy places the organism in Eukaryota, Metazoa, Chordata, Aves, Passeriformes, Paridae. The transcript is spliced from 2 exons.
AUCUGCUCAUGUUCUGUGUUUUUUCUUCCUCCCUCACAGACCAGGUGCACAAAGAGAAAACCAGUACCCAGGCUCAAACCACUUUGCAGGUGAACACAGAUACCAAAACCCAGGAAAUUGUCACCUGGACGGGUGAACGGCAGCCGGAGCAGCGGGACCAGCUCGGUGGGGAGGAUGCUCCCGGACCAACAAGGAGGAUGGAAGCCCUUGUGAAGGUCGUAUCACAAUUACAUAAGCAGUGGGGUAUUGAUUGUAAACCCAGGGAUUUUACUCUCACAGUUGCGUGGCUUUUGCAAAAUGGGGUCAUUGACCAGCCGGUGGACAUUGUCCACCCAGAAGUGUGGGAUAAAUGCACUAUAGCGCUUGCUGAGGAAACGAUGUCCUCGGGUUGUGCGAAAAACCUUAAGUCAUGGGGGAAAGUCGUUCGAGCCCUGCAGAAGGCCAUACAAGAACAGGAGACCUGGAGGGUGGCAAAAAACUGUUUGUUGGCCACCCCAAAAUUACACCCCCCAGAUGAGAGUUGCUCUGCUGAGCUGAAAGGGCCACAAGAGGACAAUACAUCUGCUCAAUUCUUGAAUCCCAACCUGCUUACCGAGGGACAGAAAAGACCUAAACCCUUCUGGGGUGGGUUAGCCGAGGAAGCCUGGUGUGUCCCGGGGAAACUAGAGUCUGAAGAAGCUUGCAUUGGACCGCCGCCCUAUGUGCCCCAAGGUGGUGCUGAGCAGAAAGGCAAGGGGCGAGGUGAAGAUGCCCUUGGUGCGGGCAGGGAGGAAGUGAUAACAUUAACUUGUGCACACAAAUGGGAAUGGGAGGAGAACGAGAAGGAGAAAGGUGGUGGGAGCGACCGAGAGGGGGAAGGGAGCGAAGGGCAGAAAGGCAAUCAGAGUGACCACCUGAAAAAAUGUCCUUAUGGGGCAAACACCCCGCCAAGCAGAGGGCAGAGUGAGCCAAAAGGGAGGGGCGAACCAAGAGGGAGGGAACGACCCACCCGCAAGGGACAUAGGCGAGGUCGGAGCCCAAUGAAAAGGCACGGGAAACUGGAAGUUACCAGUCAGUCAAGUUCUGACUCUGGAUCAGACACCAGCUGGGAUGAGUGGCUUGUGACCAAUUCCUCAGAGGAGGAAGAAACAGAGUUAAACAAAAAUAUCCCCAUCCAAAUUAAAAAAGAACCGAGAGGAGAUAUCCCUCUCACGGACUGGAGGAAAAUAAAAAUUGCAUGUGCUGGCUGGGCCCCUUCAGCCGCGCUGGCGUUCCCAGUCUGGGUGACAGAUUGGGGACAGAGGGUCCACUCACCAAUAGACCCUGAAGAUAUACAAACGAUUGUCAAGGUAAUUGCAGACAGAGGGCUUAAUUCUGCCGUGGUCUCCACCCUCAUAGAUGAUCUCUUUGGGGGAGACGAUAUGCUCCCGUUUGAUAUAAGGCAAACUUGUAGACUGAUUUUUGAUGGGGAAGGGAUGAUUGUUUUUAAAGAAGAAUGGGAAGAGAACUGUGCGAGACAAUUAGCCCAAGUAACCAGGGCAGAUCACCCACUACACGGCUCCAGCCUGCAGCGGCUGAUGGGCACAGACCCAACAAUGGUUACACCUCAGGCGCAGGCCCAGGGUCUGCGGGCCCAUGAAAUUAUGACAACUACUCGUGCGGCCAGAGAAGCUAUUCGCUCGGCCUCUAGAGUUAUUGCUAAGCCAUCACCAUGGCCUACAAUAAAACAAAACGAAAGUGAGAGCUUCACGCAAUUUGUGGAUCGCCUCCAGGCAGCGAUCGACUCCUCGACCCUGCCCGAGGACGUGAAAGACCCAGUUUUGGCAGAUUGCUUGCAUCAGCAGUGUAAUUCGGCAACCAGAGAAAUCCUACGAUCACUGCCAGUGGGGUCAAGCAUCGCAGACAUGAUUAAACAUGUCGCGAAAGAAGAAUAUCUAGCCCAAAUUCAGGUAGCAGUUCAUACAGCAAUAGCUAAUGUGAUGGCAUGUUUUAAAUGUGGCCAGGCGGGCCACGUUGUAGCAAACUGCCCUUGGUCAGAGGACCCACUAACAGCACCUCCCUCACACCAGAGCCGACCUAGAGGACUGUGUUGGGCCUGCGGAAAGAAAGGACAUUUUGCUAAAGAAUGUAGAUCUAAGACUCAGGGAAACAGGAGGGGGAGAGGACAACUGGGCCGUGCACAGCCCUCUCCCACCUGGGACGUGAGGCAGCCCAAUUAUGCCAACCCCAAAGGGGGCGAGGCGCUCCCGAACCCGCUGCCCCCUUGGGAAGCGACCAACUUUAUGGUCCAACCAGCGACCCAGCCAAACCUGUCCUACCUACCUCAGGGACAACAAGGACCACCCUUUGGGGCUGAGACCCCAGGGUGGCCCUGGCAGUAAAGUGUGACAACCCACCAGUGGUAUGGGGGAUCCUCUACAAUACCUCAAAUGACAUCACCACUAGUAUCCCCUCUCUGGCCAUUAGUGUCCCCUUUUUGAUUGAUACAGGAGCAGAUGUUACAGUUAUCCCUGAGACAAACUGGCCUCCGCACUGGAAAUUAGAAGACGCCCCCAUGGUAGGCGGAGUUGGGGGAUUAACCCGAGCUCGGAAGACUGCCCAACUAGUAGCUAUCACGCUUCACACGGAAAAAGGGCCAGAGAAAACUAUUACCCUCUUCCUGUGUGUCAUGUCAGGAGUCCCACCCCUGUUGGGAAGGGAUGCUUUAGCCCUGUUAAAAGCCAGGGUGACAAAUUUACCUUAAGGGCCACUGCCACACACCCCCUUCCACCAAUCAGUCUGACAUAGAAAUCGUCUGACCCAGUGUGGGUCCAGCAGUGAUCCCUGCCAAAGCCUCAAAUGGAUGCCCUUCUUGAGCUAAUUGACCGUGAAUUACAACACACAGAGCCCUCCACCAGCCCGUGGAACACCCCAGUUUUUGUAAUACCGAAAUGAACUGGUGAAGGCUUUUGCCUCCUUAGCUCUAUUAGCAUUUAAUCAGUUUCCCAGGGGAGAAGAGGUGAAUAGCCCCACCCAAAAGCAUUGGGCCACUCGAGCGCUAGAAGAAGGCCCAUCAGUCAUAAUUAGAAAUGAACUAUGGGAAUGGGAACAAGAGUGGAAAUUGGUUCUGACAGGGCAAGGCUAUGCAGCAGUCAGAAAAGAAGGUAGAGUCAAAUGGUGUCUGCUUAAGUCUAUUAAACCAGACCUCCAGAAUAAAGCUAAUGAAAACUGUAGGCUUCUUUCUACAGGAAUGGAUUUGUGGAUGUCCUCGUAAUCUGUACGCCCUAGUGACUGAAGAGGAUGACAAGCCAGCAAAUACCCUGAAAACAUCAGAGACUUCCACGCUGGUAAAACCCAAACAAUAUCAAUGUUUUUGCACCAUUCUGCUUCUAGGGCUAGCUGCUGUAACUCAGGCUGAACCAGAAGCCGCUUAGAGAGAGUUGGCAUUAUGUUAGUAGAGUGUCAGCAACUGCUUUAAACAAGAGCUCCCAGCAGUUACUUAUGUUACUUAGGCUAUGUUUUGGAAGUAUUAUGCCCUUCUUAUAUGUUAGCCUUUUAGUUAAGUGUAGCGUAUCUUACAUUUUUACUCAAGUCUAUGCAAUAUACUUUUUAUAAAAUACAGAAUGAGAAAAAGGGUAGAAUUUGUUAGGACAGGUAUAUUUUAUAUUUUAACCUAUUUAGUUAAGCAAAAGGAGGGGGGAAAUGUAGGUAGCUAGGGUCUAGCGGCCGGAAGAUAUCGAGCUGUACGGAAAGAUAAGACCCCUCUUCUGAUAGCCAGUAGUGUUUAGGUAGUGAUGUAAGCAGAUGGAAGUGACGUUGUAAACCCAUGCUAUAUAGUGUCGUGUCUUUCUCUAAUAAAUGCUAUUUGCUGUCCACCACAUUGGUGUCUGCGAGCUGAUGGACUGAGUGGCCUGGGGUGGUUGCCGUGCCGUUCCUGAACCAGGUCGCCACACCUACGAAGGCAACAGUUAGGUUUGAGUAUUUAUAUCCUACUCUGAUGAUCCAGCAAGCUGCAGAUCUGGAAUGGUUUGAUUAAAAGAUAAAACACAA